GAUUUCCGAGUCCCCUGUACCCAGGUCUUACGUCCCCCUGAUUGUAGGGGGACACGCCCGACGUAAUGUUCGCCGGUGUGGGCCCCAGGACACCCCCCCAGGCGGCAACGGGGCGGCAACACGCCGGGGGCGCGGCGCGUUCUCGGGACGCCCGCUCCUCCGAGGCGCAAGCAGUGGACCCCCCACAGGGCAGGCACUGCUCGUGGGGCAAGGGGCCCAGCAAGGGAGCAGUCGGCUCAACGCACGGGGAGCGCGCACGAGUCGCGGAGGGGCGCGACGCGGCGGACUUCUUCUGGAGGGGCCUGCUCGUGAUCCGCAGGCGGACGAGCGCGGACUCGGUCGAGCUGCAUCGCAAGGCCAUGUCGGCGGGGAUGUUUUUCACGAUGACCAUCCUCUGGCAGCGUCCCCUGCAGGCGGUCGCCUUCAUAGGCCUGCGGAGGGCCAUGCUGCGCGCGGCGGCGGCCCUGCAGCUGGAGUGGCCUCGGCGGGUGGCCCUGAGGCUGCUGGACCAUCACGUGGGCCUGGCGGUCUCCACGGCCAUCAUCGGCGUCCCGUCGAUGCUGCUGGACGGCCCCAGGUCGUGGCUGGCGAGGUCUAUGCUGGACCUCUCGGAGGAGCAGGUUGAGGAGCUGUACGGCUCUCGCGAGCCAGGCACGAUGGAGGUUCUGCUCUGGCGGCUCCGGCUCCCAGUGUACCUGGUGCUCCGUGCGCUGAUCACAGACUUUUGGACAUCGAACCCCGAUCCCUAGAACUGCGUGUCCGGUCCCUUGCAGCCUGGGAGGUGGCAAAGAGUGCGGAAUCUGGUGGGGGA
This is a messenger RNA of Prorocentrum cordatum, 811 nucleotides long. NCBI's taxonomy places the organism in Eukaryota, Dinophyceae, Prorocentrales, Prorocentraceae. The record is from the annotation of a GenBank genome assembly.